ACACUUGUUUAGAGAUCGCUAAAUGGGAAUGGAUGGAGCAAACUGUGCUAUUUCACAGAGCUUGAAAGAAUUAGACAUAAGUAACAAUAAUCUCACUGAAUUGCCACUGCAAAUUGGAAAGCUACAGAAUUUAAUAUGCUUAAACGUUUCCCAAAAUUUGUUAACAAAAGUGCCGCAAAUUAUCGGAACUUUACAACAGUUAGCAAGGUUAGAUUUGUCGACAAACCUACUGUCAUAUUUAUCAGGGAGUAUGAGGGGAAUGGAAUUGGACCAUUUAGAUGCUGCAAACAAUCCUUUUAAAAUCAGAAGCGAGGAUGAUCUAUACUCUUUCAAUUUAUCUUUCUCAAAUUAUUCACAAGUGGUGAGCCUUUUGGAUUUAGCAGCUAAAGCAGUGAAAAAACAUAGGAUACCAUAUAAUCAUUUACCAUCUAUAUUGGGCAGAUACUUGGACAGUGACAAAUUUUGCUGUGUAUGCCGGGAUCUUUGCUUUAAUUCUAAUAUAAAGGAGUUCAAGUCAUUAUUACAUGCAUUCCAAGCUUUAAAUAGACUUCCUCUAACUACAGUAUGUCAAAGUAGCACAGUACCGAUAGACAGGCCACUAAUAUUCUCAUGUUACUUUUGUUCAUUAAAGUGCUAUGAUCAUUACCUCAAACUUAGAGAUUAA
Pseudomyrmex gracilis is the source of this 664-nucleotide messenger RNA. RefSeq names its product plant intracellular Ras-group-related LRR protein 7-like. The record is from RefSeq and is a predicted model, not a curated record. The transcript is spliced from 3 exons. NCBI's taxonomy places the organism in Eukaryota, Metazoa, Arthropoda, Insecta, Hymenoptera, Formicidae. Bases 23 to 664 code for a protein of 213 amino acids. Gene Ontology annotation, molecular function: protein binding.